Chelmon rostratus (copperband butterflyfish) is the source of this 2501-nucleotide messenger RNA. It is a transcript of the gene e2f3, whose product is annotated as E2F transcription factor 3. Gene Ontology annotation, biological process: regulation of transcription by RNA polymerase II. Gene Ontology annotation, cellular component: RNA polymerase II transcription regulator complex. The transcript has 7 exons. The coding region runs from base 72 to 1343 and encodes 423 amino acids. Gene Ontology annotation, molecular function: RNA polymerase II cis-regulatory region sequence-specific DNA binding; DNA-binding transcription factor activity, RNA polymerase II-specific; protein dimerization activity. Lineage: Eukaryota; Metazoa; Chordata; Actinopteri; Chaetodontiformes; Chaetodontidae. The record is from RefSeq and is a predicted model, not a curated record.
GUCCGUUGUAUGUUAUACCAGCGGUAGAAAGGACAUGGUUGGCAGAGAGCCAGCAGUCAACACGGGACAAAAUGAGGAAGGGUGUGCCCUCGGUAUCGGAGGGCUCCGUCGCUUUUCAUGCGGGGUGUUCCGAGACUAGUUCGCCCUUACAGGCCGUCAGCUCUCCGUCUGGCCUGAGCAGGACCGUGAGACUGGGGGUCCGGUCCUCUGAGCCGACUGACAGUGUCACGAACGCCACACCCCACGGACCGUCAACACACGGGACGGAGCAGAAAUCUAAGCCCAAACGAGUUCAGGCGAAGAGAAAGCUGGAGCUGGAAGCCGGUGACCCCCAGGAUCUUAAGGAUGGCUUUGGUGGGCCCACUUGGGCCCAAUACCCAAUGGCCUCUCCAUCCCAUACUGGAGGAAAGGCUUCCGCCACCGAACCCAAAGCACACAGGCCUCUGUGCGAGAAGUCGCGCUAUGACACCUCGCUCAGUCUCUUGACGCGGAGGUUUGCAGAGUUGCUGGGCCGCUCCACUGACGGGGUCGUGGACCUAAAUAUAGUCGCCCAGGAGCUCAAUGUCGCUAAGAGACGUAUCUAUGACGUCACUAAUGUCCUGGAAGGGAUCCAGCUCCUCCAAAAGACGUCUAAAAGUCAUUUCAAGUGGUUGGGCAGUGAAGUGAAAAAACACACAGAUUAUCAGCGGACGAUUCUCAUUGAGAAGGAGAAGAAGCUGGACGAGUUGAUCCAAAGUUGUAUGCAGCAGGUUCACCAGAUAUGUGAGAGCCGCCACAGAUUUGCCUAUUUGACUUACGAUGAUAUCCAAAGGAUUCCCAGCUUGAGGGAACAAACUGUGAUUGUGAUCAAAGCCCCUGCACAGACAAAGCUGGAGGUGCCACACCCAGCAGAGAGCCUGCAGGUCCACCUCAGGAGCACACAGGGGCCUAUUGAGGUGUUCCUCUGCUCUGAUGACCCCAUCAAUAUGGAAGCCACAGAUAGCUGUGUGGCCAGUGACAGCCACUUAAACUCGUCCACCAAUGGGCACAUGCCUUACAUGUCCUCUGUCCAGGUGUCUUCGAAAGACAGUGCUAACCAUACUUCCAGAAUCAGUACUAUCUCCAAUCCACUGUCCAAGCCUACACAACCGUCAUCACCACCUACCAGCACGCCUGUCUCGCCUCUGCCCACCUCCCUCCAAAAUCCUUCUGAGGAUCAGCAGAACUUUGUCACCCUCACUCCACCUCUGGCUGUCUCUCUUAGCAGGGAGGAGUACCUCCUGAGUCUGGCUGAGGAUGAGGGCAUCACUGACCUCUUCUCCUCCGUUGACCUGGACCAGUUGCCCCUGGAUGUACCCCUGUGAGGAGCCAUUUUGGAAAUACAAUCAUGUUGGAAGCAGUCAUCAUUUUCCCGCAAGCAGGAUAUUAAGGAGAUGCAUUAAAAGAACACGGUGCUGAUUUGAAUAUGAGUUUUUUGAUAUGUGCAUUUGCCAUUCCUGGAUGACAUGACUGGGAUUUACUGACGCUCAGGUACAACAUGUGGAGGAGUUACCCAAACGCAUCACAUCGGAGUGGUCACAGAAUAGCUUUGUAUUUCCAAAGACCAAGUGAGAUCUUUUUAUGGCUGCCUUAUUGUCUUCAGGACUUUGACUUGACUUUUGACACUUUUCAAACGUUUCAGACGCUUAGUCUGCUGCAUCUCUGUGUGCCCUUCCUAAGUGUCCUUCUCUGAAGUCUCCACAAAGGACUUACUCUUGACCAUUAAUGUCACAACAUCCUACAGCGAUGGUCUGGAAGGACGUCAUGGAUGACAUUUUGCGUCAUGAUCACAAAGGAGCCUUCUCAACCAAGCCUGAUGAUUUAGACACUCAUGUAGCAUUAAGCGUAUUGAUUAAAAUCAUUACAAAUGCAACAAACGGACGUCUCGUGUUAGCUCUGCUAUUAAGGAUGCACACAUCCAACUGUUUCUCACCUGAUAGUGAUCCCAGUUCUUAUAAUCUGGGUAACUGCUGAUACUGAGCACCGAUCUCAUUCUACUGCUGUCAUUUUUGAAAGUAUAAAAUCUAAGUACCUCACUGUGUUUCAUUUUUAUGCAAGGUAACAUGAGGCCAGUGAUAGCUGUGGCGCUAAAAACAGCAUGACUGAAUGAACUGAUACUGACAAUGCCAUGAAAUUCCCUUUCCUCGUUAAUGGAGUUCCCCAAAGUCUGAUAUUUUAGUGUUCUUAAAUUCUGUUCCAGUUCCCUAAUAUCUAUAGCAUUAACUUGUGCAGGUAACGCAGCUCGUAGCUGUCCAGAGGCAGGGAUCUGUCUAUUGACAGUUUCUCCUUGAUUGUAGAGAAAUUUAGUGCAUGACAAUUUGUGUCAGAUAAGUCCAGCUCUCCAGUACUGUCAAUGUAGGCCAGUGUGCAUAAAGAGCAUGGAACUCUAAAACAUUAAACUGAAACUUUCAUAACCCAUUGAGUAUCUGAAAUAAGUGCAGAAGACUGAGUGCGCUCCCAAUUUUUAGGAAAUUGUGAAACUA